This is a messenger RNA of Notolabrus celidotus (New Zealand spotty), 1614 nucleotides long. RefSeq names its product syntaxin 12 (gene stx12). The record is from RefSeq and is a predicted model, not a curated record. Bases 146 to 952 code for a protein of 268 amino acids. Gene Ontology annotation, molecular function: SNARE binding; SNAP receptor activity. Gene Ontology annotation, biological process: vesicle-mediated transport; vesicle fusion; intracellular protein transport. The transcript is spliced from 10 exons. Gene Ontology annotation, cellular component: synaptic vesicle; endomembrane system; synaptic vesicle membrane. NCBI's taxonomy places the organism in Eukaryota, Metazoa, Chordata, Actinopteri, Labriformes, Labridae.
CGCGUGACCUCACGCGUUACGCGAUUACGUCACGUAUCAGGAAGAGGACCAGUAUCUGACGGAAGAACGUUACGCCUCUGUGUUUACUUUAAACUGCCAAAUACGCAACAGCCAAACCUCGACCUUUCAGCACACUGCAGCAGACAUGUCGUACGGGAAAGCAGAGACGUACCACCCCGUCCCUCGGGACGUCAACAGCCUCAUACAGACCUGCAGCUCCAACAUCCAGAAGAUCACACAGAACACUGCUCAGAUAAAGACUAUAGUGAACCAGCUGGGGACCAGACAGGACAACAGUGAACUGCAGGACCGUCUGCAGCAGAUUCAACACUACACCAACCAGCUGGCUAAAGAGACCAACAAACACCUGAAGGAGCUGGGCUCCAUCCCUCUGCCCUCAUCGCCCUCAGAGCAGAGGCAGCAGAAGAUCCAGAGAGAUCGACUGAUGAACGAUUUCUCUGCAGCUCUCAACAACUUCCAGGCCAUCCAGCGACGUGCAGCAGAGAAAGAGAAGGAGUCUGUGGCCAGAGCGAGAGCCGGAUCCCGUCUGUCGGCUGAAGACGUUCCUCGAGAUGAGAAACUGGUGUCUUUUGAUAACCAAGAUGACUGGGGUCAGAUGACGACUCAGACGGAGGAGGCAGCCAUCACCGAGGAGGACCUGGAGCUCAUCAAGGAGAGAGAGACCAACAUCAGACAGCUGGAGUCUGACAUCCUGGAUGUAAACCAGAUCUUUAAGGACCUGGCUGUGAUGAUCCACGAUCAGGGGGAGAUGAUCGACAGCAUUGAGGCAAACGUAGAGAACGCUGAAGUUCAUGUAGAGCGAGGAACAGAUCAGCUGCAGAGAGCCGCCUUCUACCAGCAAAAGUCCAGGAAGAAGAUGUGCAUCCUCGCCAUGGUGUGCUCCAUCGUGCUCGUCAUACUCAGCAUCAUCAUCUGGCAGGUUGCAAAGUGAACUGAUUACCCCCAACCCACUGUCACUGCUAUAUUUUACUCCGCCCCCUCCCACCUGCAAGUACCUGCUUGGAAUCACAAGAAGAAGAAGAGGCCAAUCAGCGAGGUGGAUCUUUGCAGACGGGAACAUUUUGAUCUGAUGUGAACGAGCCUGAUGCUGUAAAUUAACACCGUCUGAUCCCCUCUGAGAUGAAGGCUGGAGGACUGAGGUGGUGGAGGGAAGCGAUUCCCUAAUUUGCUUUUUUCAUUCUUCUUUACUGCACUAAUACUAGCUGUCACUGUAUUUCAGAUGUAAAAAUGUUUAUGGGUUUAUUUCAGAAAACAGAAACGCGUCUUGUUAAAGUAAGGGUCUGUGGUUUUUAGGGGCUGUAAAUUAUUUCUCUGUUCAGUUCGUGGCCGCUGCUCUCACAGAAACUUGAGGCGGGUUCUGACUCCUGGAGGCGAUGGAAGCAGAGGUUGUAAUAUACAUGUUGUAAAAUGAAAGCAGGUUAACAGUAUAAAUAGAAUCCAUGUGUGUAAAUAUUCCACAGUGCUGCAGUAUAUUCAGCUCAGAUCAUAUGGAUGAUGAACGAAGAUGGUAGCCUAUCUGUGAAUGAAACAUCAAACAUUUUUAUUGAUUUCUAUGACUCCUGACGAUAAGCAUAAUAAAUGUCUGAAACACUU